CGCUCCCGUGUUGCGUAGUCUGUAAACCUGACGUGACGUGGACAGCAGCCGAGCGGCGACGGCGAGCGUGCGAGCGCGCGCCGAGCGAGCGAGCGAGCGAGCGCGUGCGUGUCUGUAUAUGUGCGCGCGCGCGCGAGUGAGUGACGAAGCGUGCGGCGGCGGGGCGCAUCUCGAAGUGCCCGCGGCUGCUCCCUCCCGAAUGCCAGAGUCGCACGAGACCGGCGACGCGCUCCGAACCCCGGUCGGCUGGCCGCGCGUGACCCCGCGCGAAGAUCCCGCUCUGACGAACAGGCUCGGGCUCCGCAGGCAGGAAGAGGUGCACCCGAACUCCAUUCACCGACCCGUGCGCGAUGCCCUGGCAGCAUGGCCAAGUGGUUCAAGGAGCACCUCGGAUUCAAAACUACCAAAGCACCCCCUCCGGCGCCUCCCAAGCCGGACUACCGCCACUGUCACACCGGCGUGCCCGUCGCGCCCGGCUUCCAGCAGGGCAGCUCCGGGGCCACGUUCCCGAGCGCCGCGCAGCCGGACAUCCUCGCCGCCUACAAACUCCAGAAGGAGCUGGACUUCGAGGACCCGUACACGCCGAGUGGACAUGUGGCGUUCGCGCAGAGCCUGAACGCGGCGGGCUCGCCGGAUGUAAAGUACGUGUCUCCGAAGCACCGACUCAUCAAGGUGGAAACAGUGGAAAAGAGCAGCCCGGCGGCGGGCGGCGGCGUCGCGGUCGCGCAGGCGGCCGCCGCCGGGAGCGUGAAGUCUCCCACCUCCCCCCCCGCGGAGCACGACAAGGAGAAGCUCAUUAUCCUUGAAGACUAUGCGGACCCUUUCGAUGCGGAGCAGGCUGGUGCCGCUCAGACCACCGCGGAAAAAGUGACAACUGAGAACGAUGGCUACAUGGAGCCAUACGAAGCCCAGAAGAUGAUGGCAGAGAUACGAUCUGGAGGAAGGGGGUCCAAAGAGGGACCCGCGAGGCAGCUCCCCCUGUACGACACGCCGUACGAGCCGGCCGAGAACGGCGGCGACUCGGACCCCGAGCCGCCGCGCUGCCCCAGAGAGAGCCGCCUGCCCCAGGACGACGAGCGGCCCCCCGAGGAGUACGACCAGCCCUGGGAGUGGAAGAAGGAGCGCAUUUCCAAGGCGUUUGCAGCUCUGCUUUGUUAUGACUGCAUUAGCUACGAGGGCUCUGUAAAUGGCACUGGAUCAGAUCCCCACAGACGAAAGGACUGCACCUCAAAAUCCCUCACAGUAGAGAUUAAAGUGAUCAAGGACCUACCGUGGCCCCCUCCUGUCGGCCAGCUCAACACCAGCCCUCCCCUGGUGGAGGAACUGGAGUCUCCCUCCCAGACAGCCCAGCCCUCGCCAGGACAGAUGGGCUGUGACCAGCACCACCAUGUCCAGUUCGAUGGCGUGGAGAAGUCUCGAAUGUCGCCUACAAAGGAGGGCAAAGCCCGUCCCCUUCAGCGGCACUCCAGCGGCUGCCUGGUCAACACCAAGAUGUCGUCCCUGGACCACUGCAGCUCGGCGCUGGGCGAGCGCAUCGACCCAGCGCUGCCUCUGGAGAGCCAGUUCUGGUACCACGGCGCCAUCAGCCGAACAGACGCAGAGUCCCUGCUCCGCUUGUGUAAGGAGGCCAGCUACCUAGUGAGGAACAGCGAGACCAGCAAGAACGACUACUCCCUGUCCCUCAAGAGCAGCCAGGGCUUCAUGCACAUGAAGCUGUCACGGACGAAGGAGAACAAAUACAUCCUGGGCCAGAACAGCUGCCCCUUCGACAGCGUCCCCGAGAUCAUCCAUUUCUACUCCAGCCGCAAGCUGCCCAUCAAGGGCGCCGAGCACAUGUCCCUGCUCUACCCGGUCGCCAUCAGGACGCUAUAGUGCGGUGGUUCCGCUGCAGGCGCCGGCACUCGGGCUGAUGAACCCUCCCAUACCAUGAUCCCGGCUCACCUCACUGGCAGAUUGACUCCAGACCUCCUGCAUAGAAUCUCAUGUGGCAGGAGUCUUUAGUAUCUUAUUUAGUUUUAUUUAUGACAGACUCCCACUUCACGCGUCACGGCUACGUAUCUGAUGAACACUGAUCCUCGAGCUACUUUACUUAGCACUUAACGGUCGAAGAACAGAAAGGUACAUUGAGACGUGUCGCUGCGUUGUACCUUUUAUGACAACAUGCUUUUAUUUUCUAGAGAGUGCACAUGGUGACAGCUGUGCAGGAACGAGCUGCUCUGACUUCCUCAUUCGGUUCGGCUCCGGUGAUACUGUAACUGUUUGCGACUGGGCCCGAAGAUUGUAGGAGGCGUGCGAGAGGAAAGGACCUUUAUGAGGCACGUUAAGGGAAAUGGUCCGCUUGGGCCCCCUGCGGUGCGGCCGCCUGGAUAUUGAAUAAAGCUGUCUGUGAGAGCGUGGGGACGGAUCUCUAUCACGUCAUAGCGCAUGCUGCCUGUUAUCCAUCACCGAGUGUGUGAAGGCAGCGCGAGCACGACAGCGGUGAGACGCACGGGGAGCGUGAUGGACGCGGCAGCCCGUCCGACGCAGUACGACUGGCUGAGGCUAGAGACCGGAGCCUGUCCACAUGGACCAAAUGACCCCCCUCCACCCCUGCUUAGAAUGGCUUUGCAUCAGGAGAAUGAAAUACGCCUGCAUUGUCUACCUCAGAAAAUCAAUUUCCUUCGCCCAUCUUCAGAUCAAUAGGUACAAAGGGAUUGUGGACAUCGAUGUGCCCCCCCUCGACAUUCCCAAUUCCCUUGAAACGAAAUCAUUCAUUUUUAGGAACAUGUUUUUUGUUAAUUCAACAGUUUUAAUAAAUCAUUUUCAUAGGGGGGGGAGUUUUUCCAGUUCAGCAGUUGUAUGUAUAGUUACUAAUAUGAUACCGUGUGAUGUCAGUAACAGAUAUUUGGUUAAUGCCUUAUAAUGCAUGGGUCAAAUCAGUGCUCUAGAUCAGCUGAUUUCCACUUCUACUUUUAAUGAUUGUUCUGUGACUGUAAUUUAUUCGGGGAUAAUUAUUACUGAUGUAUUUGUGAUCGGCCCUCGUCCUCAUGGCUCUGUGCCGAUGCGAUCAUGUUCCUUAGGCCUCCGGCCUCUCAGUGUGGUGCUUCGCGUCUCUGUUGUUCCUCGUCCCAUGUUCGCCUCAGUGGCCUGACUCGGGGACGCGGGUCACGCCGUCUCCUGACCAACAGGAUGUCGAGCCUCACGAGAGGCGAUGGUCCUUUCCCUCCUGGACCAAUCACAGCGCAGCCUGUUCGAACCACAAACGACCUCCCUUCACCCCGGUCACGCUCCCACUCAGUCCUACUGUCAUUUACCCUUUACUACUAGAUGUGCAUACAUGGGUGAAUGUGAGUAUGCAUAUGUCCAAAGCAUUCAUGUGUAAAGCUUUUGUGUGCAAACGAAUGCAAAGACUUUAAGCGUGUGUUGAACCUUGUUGGUACAAACUGUUAACGGUUCCUGUUUGCAGCUUUUUAUUCCCCUGAUCUCAUAAAAGUACAAAUUCCGCCUCAUGAUGCACUAAUUGGCUUUCUCUCCUUGUAUUGACUCAUUAGCCACAUUUGAUUAUAGCAGAUCUGACCUAGGUACAGACGCAGCCCACAGCAUGGAAUCCUGCUGACCAAUCACAGCAGACAUGUGCAUAUUGCCAACAGUCUCCAGACCACGCAGGGCUCUAAUCAGCGCCGGGUGCUUGUGUGGUCAGUCUGUGCACAGUAAAACUACUGUCACUGUUUGGAUGGUGGUGAAUGAGCAAAUCCAAGGGAAAAUGGAAAUCUGUGGCCACUACGUGUCCAAAGUGGACCCGUUGUCUUUCUGUCCACCGUGUGCUAUGCAACUACAGGACAAACUGCAGUGAACGGAUGAGGACCGGGGCCAAAUGUUCUAUGACCAAUGUGAUGGUACAAGACGUCCACAGGGAUGAGGAGCAAUCAGCCGAGUGACCCGGUUAGCAGAGCAAGUGGGAUUUAUACAGAUGUUUAUUUUAUUGGUGAAGUCGUGUGAGGGUGUCUGUUCAUGUGAUGAGACCGCCUCUACAGCUUUAUUAGGCAUGAGAUGUUGUUGGAAUGGACCUACGUAGUUGGUUGAGAGACGUUCUGCUACGAAAGAAAAUGCAAAUUUAACAGAUACUAUACGUGUGAUGAGUUUUUCUGUUGCGAAUGUUCCCUGUCUAAACAGUAGAGUCUCUAUUUAGUUACUGCUGCUCAUGAGGAUUCCUCUACUAGAGGGAGGAGCCAGUGUAUGAUGGCCGCGCUUGGAGGCCUUAGCUUUGAAGAAAGGAAAGGAGGAGGAGGAGAGGGAGGAGGGUUUCAGUCAGAUGUGCUCUUCACACUCAGACGUCCUGAGCAAAACCUGAAGCCGCCGCCUCCUUCCGUGUCUUAAAGGGUGUGUGUACACGCAGCUGUGCAUGCACGAAGCAGUGUGUGUGUGUGUGUGUGUGUGUGUGUGUGUGUGUGUGUGUGUGUGUGUGUGUGUGUGUGUGUGUGUGUGUGUGUGUGUGUGUGUGUACUGGUGUAGCAGCCAUCAGCCAUUGACUUGCCUUGUGUGUGUUUUGUGUCGCCUUGCUGUGGUAAAGGGACACGGAUUUGGUUUCUCUGUGCUCAUUUUUGUGCCACGUAUGUAUGCACUACUAUAACAUAUCUGUACAGUCCCUCAUGGCCAAGUGUAUAUACUGAAUGUAUUGUAUGGGGACAUAGAGGCAUCGAGGUUCAAAAGAAAUAAAAUUGGGUUUAUGACUAAA
This is a messenger RNA of Betta splendens (Siamese fighting fish), 4714 nucleotides long. RefSeq lists its product as uncharacterized. The record is from RefSeq and is a predicted model, not a curated record. Gene Ontology annotation, molecular function: phosphotyrosine residue binding. NCBI's taxonomy places the organism in Eukaryota, Metazoa, Chordata, Actinopteri, Anabantiformes, Osphronemidae. The transcript has 8 exons. The coding region runs from base 364 to 1872 and encodes 502 amino acids.